AUGCGUGGCAUUCUACCGCCGGCGGCUGCGCGAGUCUCGAUCGCGGCUUCGACGGCUGCCCCGAUCUCGACCGCCGUCGCCCCUUUCUCCAAAGAGUCGACGUCAGCCGUUAAGCGGCAACGAAUUCAAGAUCAUUCGAGCGUUCAUGACGAUCGAGUGAUCUUGAAUGUAUCCCGCUUCCCUCGUGCGUUCACUAUUGUCGUGGAUGACUUCAAAAGCUGCAAGGACCCGGACGCGUCGGCUUUGGCCUUGUUCUCUCAACCUUGGGGUGCGACAAUUGAGACUUUUGUCCGCGAUCGAUCUGUCACCCACACGCGCACUGUGGCGAAGGACGUUAUCGCCUUGCUGCAAGAUGCCCACGUGGUCAUCGUUGCCGAUGGAGCCAAAGACCACGCCGCUUGUCUACGCGCCGUUCAGCGCUUCUUGGACAAGCAAGGCUAA
Molecule: messenger RNA, 441 nt
Organism: Aphanomyces astaci
Lineage: Eukaryota; Oomycota; Saprolegniomycetes; Saprolegniales; Verrucalvaceae
Exons: 3
Coding region: 1-441 (146 amino acids)
Source: RefSeq, a predicted model, not a curated record